This is a messenger RNA of Menidia menidia (Atlantic silverside), 2256 nucleotides long. The record is from the annotation of a GenBank genome assembly. NCBI's taxonomy places the organism in Eukaryota, Metazoa, Chordata, Actinopteri, Atheriniformes, Atherinopsidae.
AUGAGCCCCGAGCUGAAAGUCAAUGAUUACACUCCCAGUAGACCGGAAAACCUGCAGGUUUCAUUCCACACCAGGCGAGAUGACAGAGGACAGCUGCAUCCUGUACUGCUUGCUAACUGGACGAUCCAAGAUGAUGGCAGUAUCCGCUUUCUGAAGGCUACGGAGCUUCAUGUUCUGAAAAAGUCCAAUAAUGGGAAUGUGUGUAUUCGAUAUUCUUUAAAAAAUGUGCUUUCAAUGAGAAGUCCAUCAGGGGAAAAGUGGUCAUUUUCCUCUGACAUGCUGGUGUUGGACCCUGGUCAGAGCUAUAAGGUGUCCAUCUUCAACAUCCCCAAACCUGAGAUAUUGCACAGCGACUAUGAUGUCAGUGCAGAUGUCAUAAUCCCUGACUGUAACAAUCUCAACAUAAAGAAGACCCAGUAUUGUAUAGAGAUUGGAAGUCUGUGGCAGGCUAACUUGAGUAUGGCUCUUCAUACUGACAGUUCCCUGGCCAUCAACUUUAACCCAGACACACUGUCUGAGAAAUACUUGGUUAUUGCCAGGUGUGACUCUAUUUCAAAGAAUCGCCUGGUAUACAAGAUAAUACCAUAUUUCCCACAAUGUGAGAACGACUGUCCACGACGGAAAACAACCCAAAAUAUUUGCCGUGAUGUGUUAAAAGAGAAUAAAGAUCAAGAUCUUUCAUUUACGCUCUUUGCUGUUGGACUUGUCUUGGUGUGUACAGUAAUAGCAGUUUCUAUGUGUGUUUUCUGCAGAAAGCAAGAAAAACCUACUACUUCUCCAUUAGCUGGCAUAGACGGGAAACUACGGCAGCAGCCACUUAAACCACCUCCUAACGUACUGGUCAUCUACUCGCAGGACCACCCUCUUUACAGAGACAUAGUUCUAAAGCUCUGUGCCUUCCUCCAGGCCAAAUGUGGCACCAAUGUGCUCGUGGAUCUGCUGGACUCCACCUCAGUCAGUAUGGUGGGUCGCCUCCGUUGGCUAGAGUGGCAGCGUCAGCAAUUAAAAGACCCCUCUGACAAGAUCCUGGUGCUCUGCUCACGGGGUGUUCAGGCAAAGUGGAUGGCCAUGUGUGGACAAGGACAGGUGCGACUGAAGGAGGAUAUCCGUUCUCCAACAGAUGACAUCCUCAUUCCGUUCCUUAAUAUCUUUCUGCCAGACUUACACCAGGCAGGCAGGCUUGGGAAAUACAUGGUGGCUUACUUCGAAGAAAUUAGCACUGAAAAGGACGUCCCAUCCGUUUUUGACAUCACAGUCAAAUACAGCCUGAUGAAGAACUUUGAGGAACUAUUCUUCCGCAUCUUAGACCUUGAGAAGUAUCAGCCAGGUCAAGUCAACCACAUUGAGGGCAUCGGUGCAGAUGAAUAUUUCAAUUGUCCCUCAGGAAGAGCACUUAAGAAUGCCAUUGAAAAGUUCCGAGCCCAUCAGGUGGAAAAUCCUGACUGGUUUGAGAAGGAGUGCGAGCCCAAUGAAGAAGAGGUGGAGAUCGAAGCCGACCACCUCACUGACCAGCUUCAAAUCCCUCCGGUUUUAGAGUGUGUGCCUUUAAUCAGAGACGGAUCUCCCGUUUACAUCCAUGAUGUACAUGUCAACGAAAACUAUUACAGUGGCCACAUUAUGACGCCUGAACUGAACCCAGAGCACCAUCUGUCAUCGGUGGCAGAACGUCUACCUGUUGUGAACUCUGAUUAUAAACAUCAAUAUUUAUCAAGCAAUGAGAGGGUGCUGACAGAUCACUUGCUGUCACACAGCCAGGAACUAGAAUCUGUGUACAUUGUUGAGCCCGUCCUGAACAACCAGCCAUUUUACAGCCAGAGCAUCCUGCUCCCUAUGGAGAAUCCCUUGACUCAAAUACCCACUGAGGAUGAUGAAGAGGACUCCUUGCUUCCUAUGAGCCAUCAUACUGCACAUUCAGACCAAGCAUACUUAGCUCCACAGAACUCCCUGGACUCAAGCGCUUCGGAUUCCGUACAUCUAGUGACACAGAGCAAGCAUUUCCCUUCUCCUGAAAUGAGCCUUUUCCCGUCAGAAGGGCUGGAAGAAGAGCUAGAGGAAGAAGUGGAUCUGGAGCCAAUUGGAAACGUUGCAAGCCAGGGAUCCGAUCAAGGCUACAACUCCACAAUGUCUUCCCAGCAUGAAGCCUCUCAAGAGGAUCCAAAGGUUGCUUUAGCAAAAUUUCAGGAGUGGCUUUGUCAGCAGAAUUUUGGAUAUUUUGACAUAAAUCUUGAAGAGGAAUCACAUGAUAUCCAAGACUGA